Messenger RNA from Oncorhynchus nerka (sockeye salmon), 773 nucleotides. It is a transcript of the gene tex36, whose product is annotated as testis expressed 36. The coding region runs from base 138 to 680 and encodes 180 amino acids. NCBI's taxonomy places the organism in Eukaryota, Metazoa, Chordata, Actinopteri, Salmoniformes, Salmonidae. The record is from RefSeq and is a predicted model, not a curated record. The transcript is spliced from 3 exons.
UUAUUUGUGAUUAGUAUGUUAUCAUAGUUACUGUUGUUUGCAUUCUUUGUGAGAAGAAUGUGAGAAGCAAAAGUAUUAUAAACCCUGUCCAGGUGGUCAUAUUUGUGCUGUCUUUACAAAGUUUCAACCUUGUUAAAAUGACAAAAGGUGGUAAGAAAUACUCAUCAAUGGAAAAGGAUGGCAAAUGGUUGGCUCAUGCAGGUUUACCAGCAAAUGACACCAGUAAACGGGAGACGUGCACCAGCACAGGGUAUAUGAUGUCUCAGAGUGAACCACUACCUCCUGCAUCGAGCAUAGAGAAGUAUCCCAAGAUCUUCAUCAACACAGAACAGGGAUUAGGCCGCAAGAAGUGCCUGGACGAGCGUAGACAACAUUACUCACACUUCUGCCUGUGCCACCAUGGAAGUGUGAGUGGCGUGGGGGAGACGAGGGGAGACUUCUCAGCCUAUCAGACAGACUACCAGGACCGCCAGGACACAGACGGCUCCUCCACCAGCAGGCGUUUUCCCAGUAACCAUCUUGAUAGGUCCACUGUGGCAGCUGCUGCCCAGGCAGGAGAGCACUUUAUGUGGUUCGGGAGGCAUGAUGAGGACCGUCCUGUGCCCCUUGAAGUGCUGGCAGCUACCAACUGCUCCUCCUCAUCCAAGCCGUCCAGACACUCCUACCAUAUCAGGCAUUAGAUGAAUACACCAUAUUACCCAAAUACUCUUCUUUAGGAAAUCACAAAGCAACACAUCUUGAUAGUUCUCCAAGUGCAAAUAAAAAAAUAUGAA